CGUUCUUUCCUCCAAGCCUCGACCGGACGCCAUUACCACGCCACCGGAUAACGAAUGUGUCAGUAGUGCGUCUUUUGUGGAAAAAUCUACGAACUCUCUCACAAGUUCUCUUAUUUGUGUUAUUAGUUUAUAAAAUACAAAUAUCUCAAAAUGUCUGAUGAGAAAAAGGGAGAAAGUGAACACAUCAACUUGAAAGUAUUAGGACAAGAUAAUGCUAUUGUUCAGUUCAAAAUCAAAAAACACACACCUCUCAGGAAACUGAUGAACGCCUACUGUGAUAGAGCUGGUCUAUCAAUGCAAGUGGUCCGGUUCAGGUUUGACGGUCAGCCCAUCAAUGAGAAUGACACACCAACGUCCCUGGAGAUGGAAGAAGGUGACACAAUAGAGGUGUAUCAGCAACAGACCGGAGGAGCGCAUCUAGUGUAAUUUAACCUAAGGAACUGUCCAACCCAUGGGGAAUCGCUGUGGUGUGCCCAUCUCAAAACUUUAACGUUAAGUUAAUUAUUUGUAAUAAAACUACAUAUGUAUCUUGUACGCAAGAACGAAAAGAAAAUUCAGUACACACAAAAUCUUUUUUAAUAUUUGGUGUGCACUGAAAUUCGGUCUUAAGAAAUUUUGAAGCAAACCAAAUGUUAGGUAACUUCAACAUAUUCCAUUGUGAUAAUUUUAGUUGACAUGUCUACGGGAUCAGCCAUAGUUUUAAACGCUGAAGUAAGGCAUAUUUUCAUGAUUUUUGUAUGUGGUAACUAUAAUUUAUUGGAUUUGUGUCCAUUACAAUUAUCAGGUCUGUAACUGAUGUUAUAUCAGGAAUAAAGUAAAUGUAAUAUGUAA
This is a messenger RNA of Plodia interpunctella (Indianmeal moth), 831 nucleotides long. RefSeq names its product Small ubiquitin like modifier (gene Sumo). Gene Ontology annotation, cellular component: nucleus. Lineage: Eukaryota; Metazoa; Arthropoda; Insecta; Lepidoptera; Pyralidae. The record is from RefSeq and is a predicted model, not a curated record. Gene Ontology annotation, biological process: protein sumoylation. Bases 151 to 426 code for a protein of 91 amino acids. The transcript is spliced from 3 exons. Gene Ontology annotation, molecular function: protein tag activity; ubiquitin-like protein ligase binding.